Messenger RNA from Cebus imitator (Panamanian white-faced capuchin), 825 nucleotides. RefSeq names its product Rab geranylgeranyltransferase subunit beta (gene RABGGTB). The annotation marks the transcript as partial. Gene Ontology annotation, molecular function: Rab geranylgeranyltransferase activity. Gene Ontology annotation, cellular component: Rab-protein geranylgeranyltransferase complex. Lineage: Eukaryota; Metazoa; Chordata; Mammalia; Primates; Cebidae. The transcript has 7 exons. Gene Ontology annotation, biological process: protein geranylgeranylation. The record is from RefSeq and is a predicted model, not a curated record.
GGCGAAAGUGUGGUCAGCUAUAUCGGAGGGCGUUGGGGGCCUGAGAGGUGCUUCUGCGCAGGCGCCCGGCUCCUAAGUCUACCCAGGAACUAACUCUGCUCUCUCUUUUAGCUGUUAGACAUGGGCACUCCACAGAAGGAUGUUAUUAUCAAGUCAGAUGCACCAGACACUCUCUUAUUGGAGAAACAUGCAGAUUAUAUCGCAUCCUAUGGCUCAAAGAAAGACGAUUAUGAAUACUGUAUGUCUGAAUAUUUGAGAAUGAGUGGCAUCUAUUGGGGCCUGACAGUAAUGGAUCUCAUGGGACAACUUCAUCGAAUGAAUAGAGAAGAGAUUCUGGCAUUUAUUAAGUCUUGCCAACAUGAAUGUGGUGGAAUAAGUGCUAGUAUCGGACAUGAUCCUCAUCUUUUAUACACUCUUAGUGCUGUCCAGAUUCUUACGCUGUAUGACAGUAUUAAUGUUAUCGAUGUAAAUAAAGUUGUGGAAUAUGUUAAAAGUCUGCAGAAAGAAGAUGGUUCUUUUGCUGGAGAUAUUUGGGGAGAAAUUGAUACAAGAUUCUCUUUUUGUGCGGUGGCAACUUUGGCAUUGUUGGGGAAGCUUGAUGCUAUUAAUGUGGAAAAGGCAAUCGAAUUUGUUUUAUCCUGUAUGAACUUUGACGGUGGAUUUGGUUGCAGACCAGGUUCUGAAUCCCAUGCUGGCCAGAUCUAUUGUUGCACAGGAUUUCUGGCUAUUACAAGUCAGUUGCAUCAAGUGAAUUCUGAUUUACUUGGUUGGUGGCUUUGUGAACGACAGUUACCCUCAGGUGGACUCAAUGGAAGGCCAGAGAAG